Aspergillus niger is the source of this 1077-nucleotide messenger RNA. RefSeq lists its product as uncharacterized. The record is from RefSeq and is a predicted model, not a curated record. The transcript has 3 exons. Bases 1 to 1077 code for a protein of 358 amino acids. NCBI's taxonomy places the organism in Eukaryota, Fungi, Ascomycota, Eurotiomycetes, Eurotiales, Aspergillaceae.
AUGUAUCCUCAGACACCCAUUGGAUACUCGGCGCCAAUGGUGUUCAGCCAUGGCGGCUCCAAUCCUGGAGAUGGACUCGACGAGUACUAUGCCAGUAUGCAGCCUCAGUGGACCGCACUCGAUACUUCACCUUAUACAGGUGUCAGCCAUCCUUAUACCACCGCAGCAGCUUUCCCGACUGGUGCCAUCUUGACUCCGAUCAGCCUUCCGGAUAGCUCCUUCAGACCAAGCCCGGUGCUCAGUCAUCAUUCACAAGAAUUCCACUACAACGUUCCCGAGUCUGUCCCACCACAAGGCCUGGGCAUCACCGCACCCUUUCCCAGCAGUUUCCCCCGUACAGUCACAGCAGGUUUGGGACAUACAUCAGAGGAACCCGACUUUGGCUUCAGCGAAGCCAUCCUAUCACCUCAACCGCCACCCGCGAAAAGGGCCCGACGUGGACCCAAGCAGGCAGUCACACCCCGGGAAGCACCGGUUACAAUACUACCUAAUCCUGAAGGGCUCCAGCGCAUGGAGCAAGAGCGACGACAAGGGGCAACCGACGCUCAAAACAGCCAAAGGCCCCGGGCUCCGGGUCGGGGGAGGAGAGACCCGCAAGCUGAGGAGGAAGACGCAUUUGUGGAGCGGCUUCGGGAGCAGAAUCUAGCCUGGAAAGUAAUCCGGGAGAUGUUCCGGAACAAGUUCCACAAAGAUGCCUCGGAGGCACGUCUGCAAAUGCGCAUGUUGCGGCGACGGAAGGAGCGGUUGGCACGGUGGGAUGAGAAUGAUGUGAGUACGUGCGCCCGAGCUGUCGCAAAUUGUCAACUAAUUAACGAUCAAGUCAUCCAGAUCCGACUGCUCAUAAGAGCGCGGGAGUACUGGGAGCAUGAGAAAUACAACGUAAUUGCACAAAAGAUGAAGGAGUUCGGAGCGGGACCAUACACUCCAGAGCAAUGUGAAGCCCAACUGCGAUACCUCGAUGCACAAAACCGGGAGCGUAGCACUGGUCCGCGGACACGAAUACCUGAUCCUCAGCAACCGCGAAAGCGAUCAUGGUCAAAUUUGGCCUCCAGUGUGGCCAGUGGUAGUACGAAGUAG